CUCGACGAGCUCCCUGCUCAUCUGAUCAUGGAGAUACUGAGCUCCGGGAGACUCGGCGCCGCCGACCUGGCGCGCUUGGAGGUGACGUGCCGGAUCUUCGGGGGCGGCCAUGGGGUCUCCUUCUUCUCCGCCUUCCCCAGCAGGUUCCGCACCAUGGCGGAGCUCGCCGCUUCCCACCUCUGCGAGCGGCACGCGGUGUUCGCGCCGCUGCCGCCGAACCCCCGGAGGGAUCUCCUCGAGCGGUGCGGCUGGAAUUGGAAGAAGGUUCUCAGAUUCCUGCAAUCUGUCGAGCAGUCGUCCGGCACCGUCGAGACAUCAGCAGGCAAUAUGCAAGUCGCCACAGGAAGAUAUCAUACACUCUUGAUUCAUGACUCUUCAGUCUAUUCAUGCGGAUCCAGCUUAUGUGGAGUGCUAGGUCAUGGUCAAGAUACAACACAGUGCGUGGCAUUUAGCCGUGUUAACUUUCCAUCCCUUUCUCGCGUGAUCCACAUUUCUGCUUCUCACAAUCACGCAGCAUUUAUUAUGCAGUCUGGAGAGCUGUUCACUUGCGGUGAUUAUUCUUCAUUCUGCUGUGGUCAUGGGGAAGUUGGGCGCACCAUAUUCAGGCCCACUCGUGUUGAAGCACUGAAGGGCAUUGCCUGCAAGCAGGUUGCUACUGGCUUAAGUUUUACUGUAAUCCUCACUACGGAAGGUCAAGUAUACACAUGCGGAAGUAACACUCAUGGCCAACUUGGCCAUGGGGACACAGUGGAUCGGCCUACUCCUAGGCUUGUUGAACUAUUCAAAGACCUGGGCCAUGUGGCACAGGUGGCAGCUGGUGCAAGCUAUACCUUUGCUGUAACAGACGAUGGGACCGUUUAUUCUUUCGGCUCUUGCACCAACUUUUGCCUUGGACACGGAGAUCAGCACGAUGAGCUCCUUCCGCGUGCUAUUCAAUCAUUUAAGAGGAGGAACAUUCAUGUGGUUCGUGUGUCGGCUGGUGAUGAGCAUGCUGUAGCUCUUGAUUCCAGUGGAUAUACUUAUACAUGGGGUAGAGGCUAUUGUGGAGCCCUUGGUCAUGGCGACGAGAAUGACAAAACUAGCCCAGAAAUGAUAGCCAGCCUAAAAGGCCAAGUUGGUGUUCAGGUAUGUGCAAGGAAGAGAAAAACCUUUGUUCUCACCGAUGAGGGCUUGGUGUAUGCUUUUGGGUGGAUGGGCUUUGGAAGUCUAGGGUUCUCUGAUCGUGGAAGUUCGGACAAAGUCAUGAAACCGCGGGCGCUCGACAGCCUACGCUCUCACCAUGUGUCCCAGAUCAGCACCGGACUGUACCACACCGUUGCUGUAACCAAUAGGGGCCUUGUUUUCGGCUUCGGGGACAACGAGAGAGCCCAGCUAGGGCACGAGCAGAUAAGAGGGUGCUUAAAACCGACGGAAAUUAUGGUUCAGGGGAAGGUAGAUGAUAUGGCCAUUGCAGCACCAAGUGGGUGAUUGUUUAGGACACCUUCUAUUUAGAAUAAUUUCGGUAAGAGGCUUUUACAUAUAUACCCCUACAAGAUCAACUAUUUGCAAAUUACCCCUUUAAAAGUUUGGAUUUCAUGUAUACCCCUCAAAAUGUGGAUUCUUACCAAAAAAUAACCUUAAGCUGGGGAGUCAUCGAAUUCAUAGGAGAAGUUGGUUUUAUAUUAGAACAAAUAUUUCAAAGAGGGGCAUUUCUUUAAGCACAAGGGCAUGACUGUAAGAAAUUAGAUUUUGAGAGAAAUCUAGGCACAUUCAGAUUUUACAGGGGUACAUGAGUAAAUAGACGAUUUUAAAAGGGGUUAUAUAUGUAGAUUUCUCUUUGGUAAGAAGUGUGAAUUUGCUUAGGUUUCUUAAGUUAAAUGUGAUUAAUCAAGUUGCAGGGCUUCUAUUGAAAUUUAGGUGCAUUGUAAUUUUUGUGGAUUGAUAAGUUUAUUUAUAUAUCGUGAUGUGUUGAAAAAUUUGAAUAAGACUCAGAGUAAUUAUUAUUUUGUAUAAAUUAA
Messenger RNA from Ananas comosus (pineapple), 1997 nucleotides. RefSeq names its product ultraviolet-B receptor UVR8. NCBI's taxonomy places the organism in Eukaryota, Viridiplantae, Streptophyta, Magnoliopsida, Poales, Bromeliaceae. The record is from RefSeq and is a predicted model, not a curated record.